UAAUAAGAGUUGGUCAGAAAUAAAAUUUGUCAGGAGGUGAUAUAAUUAUUACGUGGUUUGUGAAUAAUAGUUUUGUAACACAAGUAAUUAUAAUACAAUGUAAGUAAGGGUUGAUAAGAAGUGUAAGGGAAAAGCGCCCCACCACUUGCCUUAUUUAUUUAUAUUCUUUAUUUGCGAGAAUAGAAGAUUAGACUUUCCUUAGGACCUCCUGAGGUUCUCCCGAGGCUUUGCUGGCUCUUUCAGGGUUUUUCUCCCAAGACCAAGUACUAGUGGAGGGAGGAUUCUUCCCCUACACUUAUUCUUAGCAAAAGGUAGCCCACGUUGCACCUGAGGGUACACGGCUGAUUUGUCCGGUACGCGGUGCAGCUUGCACGCUAGCAAGAUUGUCGCAAGGUAGAGAAACAGUGGAGAAUUCUCACGGUGUAUCUCGACGAGUAUCGUUUCAUUCUACUGCACUUGAACGACGCUACACGGCAUAACAAUGAUCUCCAAAGAGAUUUAUUAAUUACACGAUUCUUCGCGGACAGUGGUGCUCAAAGCGGAUCGAACACUGCCCCAAGCACGCGUGUACAUGAAAUAAAAGUUGAAAUAAAAAAGCAACGAGAGAGGAAACGAGCGAGUUAGAUGAAGAAGUAACAGAUAAGGAGGCUCCGUGGAUUCGAAGUAAAAGGGGAGUUACAGAUUCAGUACUUGCUGUGCUAGCUAAAUGAUUGAAGCGUUUGGGACUGUUCUUGCUUUAGAAAUCUUUCCUUAGGAGUGAAUCCUUCAGAGAAAUUUUAUCGAAUACUUUUAUUCGAGUGUUAUUAUGUGAAAAUUUUACUAAAUUUUAUCGAAGAGUCGCAAACAAGGUUUAACGUUGAUAAAUUGCCAGAAAUCUGUGACGAACUAUGGUGAAAUGAAUACGAGAAUGAUUCUUCGUUGAAAUUGUAUUAUCUUCAGAAUGGUUCCAAGAUAAGAAAUUUUGCAAUAAAGGAUGAAAGAAUUUCGUUAUACGUGGUAAGAUGUGUGCGCAGAAGGUUUGAUGAUUGUUGUCAGUGAAAAAAGGAAAAGUGUAAAACUGUGAAAAUCAAUUAUUUUCAAUCAGACAAGAGCAAAGUCCACGAAAACCUGAUAACUCGAAGAGAUUGCUGUCGCGGGAAAGCUAGAUGUUCUUCUUUCGUGGAUGACAAAUACACGAUUUUUAUCUCUUUUUUUCCUCUGAUACAUCGGCAAGAUCGAAGGAGCAAGAAAAUUUAAGAAGCAACUGACGAACAUGCAAAAAGACGAAACGAAAACAUAUCACGACCGAGAAGCUCAUUAAUAAGGAAAAAGAUGGACGAUACUCUAAUGAACGGCACUUUCAGCCUCACCUCGGAAGUUGGUCUAAACCACUUCCCUCGACCAGUUACAAUCGCAGCUGCAGUUUGCGCGAUAAUCUUCAGUAUCGUUGGAGUUGCGGGUAAUUUGGUAACAGUGAUCGCCCUGUUAAAAUACACAAGACUGAGGCGACACGCAACGACCGCGUUCGUGAUAAGCCUUAGCAUUUCGGAUUUGAUUUUCUCCGCAGUGAAUUUGCCAUUAACCGCGAGCAGAUACUUGAACGAGGCAUGGGUGCUCGGUGAAACUCUAUGCAAAAUAUUCCCCCUGUUCUUUUAUGGGAACGUGGCUGUGUCUUUGCUUAGUAUGGUGGCGAUUACAAUCAAUCGAUACAUACUGAUAUCGCGAUCCGAAAUCUACGCGCAGCUGUACACUACGCAACGGAUCAUCUUGAUGUUAAUCGCAAUAUGGACCCUCAGUUUCUCCUUACUUUUGCCUCCGUUGUUCGGUUUCUGGGGAACUUUGGGCUUGGAACCAACAACGUUUUCCUGCACCAUACUCAAGAAGAACGGUACCAGCCCGAAAAAGUUUCUCUUCGUUCUAGGAUUCAUCGUCCCCUGCGUAGUGAUAAGUGUCUCCUAUUUAUGCAUCUACUGGCGGGUGAGGAAAAGCAGGAAGAAUUUGAAGGCACACGCGGGUGCGUCGAGAAAGAAAUCUGGAGGAUUCCAGCGAAGAGAAGACUCGAGAGUAACUAGACUGAUGUUGACGAUAUUUCUUUGCUUCCUGUUAUGUUUCAUGCCACUGAUGCUGGCUAACGUGAUCGACGACAAGAUAAAGAUCCCUAUUUUACACGUGAUCGCGUCUGUGUUAGCGUGGGCCUCGUCUGUCAUCAAUCCCUUCAUUUAUGCAGGUACUAAUAAACUUUACAGAGAGGCCUAUAAGCAGAUCUUGUGUCCAGCCUCAGCAAAGACGCCGAACAUGGGACCGAAACCGACCCAUUCACAUUCGAGCAAGGUCUCGACACCUCAAGUGACUUAACAACGAUACAAAUUGUUCAUUGUAAAUAGUAAAUAUGAUAAAUAUACGUCGAUUGGUGCCAUUCAGAGCGGGAAAGAUGUCUAUGUGUAAAGAUGAAAAUGUGUAAAUCAAAGACAAUUAUUUAUUUUCCAUCGUUUCUACUUUUCAUACUCUUUGAAGUUUCUUUCUAUUUACAAAUUUCUUAAUCUUCGAUAUCUAAAUGAUUUGGAAAUUUUGCAUGUAAUUAUUAUAAA
Osmia bicornis bicornis is the source of this 2567-nucleotide messenger RNA. RefSeq names its product protein trapped in endoderm-1 (gene Tre1). Gene Ontology annotation, cellular component: membrane. NCBI's taxonomy places the organism in Eukaryota, Metazoa, Arthropoda, Insecta, Hymenoptera, Megachilidae. The transcript has 4 exons. Bases 1312 to 2334 code for a protein of 340 amino acids. The record is from RefSeq and is a predicted model, not a curated record. Gene Ontology annotation, molecular function: G protein-coupled receptor activity. Gene Ontology annotation, biological process: G protein-coupled receptor signaling pathway.